Dermacentor andersoni is the source of this 1052-nucleotide messenger RNA. Its product is annotated as trypsin-4-like. Gene Ontology annotation, biological process: proteolysis. NCBI's taxonomy places the organism in Eukaryota, Metazoa, Arthropoda, Arachnida, Ixodida, Ixodidae. The record is from RefSeq and is a predicted model, not a curated record. Gene Ontology annotation, molecular function: serine-type endopeptidase activity.
AAGCUUUUGGAGGCAUGGUCUGGAAGUAGGUAUUAGUCGCGGCGGUAGACGCAUCCUUUAGUGGCAGUCAUGGGGUGCAGGAGGAAUUCUCACUGCAAGUUGAAAUAUUGGCUGAUGUUUGUACUCUGUGUUUCCUUCAUACAAACAUCUUAUGGAGAAAGCAAACUGGAUGUCCGCCUUAACAGAAGGGGUUGUGGAGUGUCAGAACCAACGGGAAGGGUUUACAAUGGCAAAAGUAUACGCAAGCCGCAGAUACCCUGGAUCGUUCAGAUUGUGAAUUUAAUGGGCGGCGGUAACGGAUAUUUGUGCGCCGGAAGCAUCAUAUCGCACAAUGUUAUAUUAACAGCGGCUCACUGCGUUGAUACUAAGCCCCCGCCACAAGAGGUUGUAAUCUACUACAACACAACGAAGCCGAGCAGGGGACCUGUAGCUCAUGUUGUGCGCUUUAUGAUGCAUCCGGAUUAUGACAAGUAUAACGCUGCGAAAAACGAUAUAGCGCUCCUGAAGGUAAGAGGCAAGAUUAGGUUUGAUAGGUUUGUGAGGCCCAUAUGUCUACCAAGAAGACGUUUUCGGACAGACGGUAAACAACUCAUGUCUGGUGGUUGGGGAGUAAUCAAUAAUCGACUACCUCCCAAAUUCGCGAAAACAUUGCUCUACAAUACUUUUGAAGGCAUCUCGCAAGACAAGUGCGACCAAAUCUUGAGUCAUGCAAUAGGCGACAUGGGUGGUUUGGACUCAAAAUUAGCACUGUGUGCGAAAACCAAUUCAAGCACACUUUGUGAAGGUGACUCCGGCGCACCGGUUACAAUGGUACGACAGAAUGGGAAGUCCGUGCAAGUUGGCGUGAACAGCCUCGGAAUAUCUUGCGAUGAGAGGGGGACACAUGUAUUUUCAGUUAGAGUCUACAAAUUCAUGCAAUGGAUCACGAAAACCCUCCGUCAGCCGAAAAGGUGGCGUACCCUACCUGCUCCAUAGAUAAGGUUUACUCGUGAUCGCUAUUUCAGGAUAAUAUUGGAAAUAUUUAAAUAAAUCGCUGAUCCUACGAUGUUUCA